AUGCCAGUUACAUGGACAUCAUUAUCUCGUCAAUAUCGGAGUGACAGUGAAUUUCGAGGGAGCAUUAAUUACUUCGCUGGAAGUUUUGCUAUAGCAUUUCUCUCAUGGUAUUCCGGAGCGAAAUUCUCAAUAUUGGCGAUAGCUGUUUGCAUCCCAGCGUCCUAUUUUAGUGGACGAUAUAGUGGACAGAAACCGAUUUGUAGUGCACAAGCGUCUUUUCUUGGCUUGGUAAUUGCUCUAUAUCUGUAUUGGAGGAUGACUCCUGUAGCAAUGUUCUGCUGCUAUACUUUUAUUUUUUCGAUUUUUCACUUUUCUGAAUUCUUCUUCACUGCGAUUUCAAAUCGUCGAUCUCUUCAACCGGAUUCAUUUUUGCUGAAUCACUCUACGGCUUACUGGAUUGCUGCUUUGGCAAGUUGGAUAGAAUUCUUCUCGGAGGUGUACUUUACUCCAUUCCUAAAAGUACAAUCAAUCAGUAUGUUGGGAGUAGCAGCAUGCCUCUGUGGUGAAGUUAUUCGUAAACUUGCUAUGCUACAUGCAGGAAACGGUUUCACGCAUCGAUUAGCACUAUCAAAGCGCCCCGACCAUCGUCUUGUUACGACAGGCAUCUAUGGUUUCCUUCGACAUCCUGGAUAUACAGGUUGGUUCAUGUGGAGUAUAGGCACGCAAUUGAUCCUCUGCAAUCCGCUUUGUUUGUGCGGGUACGCUUACGUCAGUUGGCAUUUUUUCAAUGAACGAAUUUACGACGAGGAAAGAGACUUAAUUAACUUUUUCGGCCAACAGUACAUCAAUUAUCGUAGAGAUGUAUGGGUUGGAAUACCUUUCGUUAAAGGAUUUGAACCAUAA
Messenger RNA from Haemonchus placei, 843 nucleotides. Lineage: Eukaryota; Metazoa; Nematoda; Chromadorea; Rhabditida; Trichostrongylidae. The record is from the annotation of a GenBank genome assembly.